Messenger RNA from Athalia rosae (coleseed sawfly), 2309 nucleotides. RefSeq names its product alpha-tocopherol transfer protein-like. The record is from RefSeq and is a predicted model, not a curated record. Bases 228 to 1235 code for a protein of 335 amino acids. The transcript is spliced from 7 exons. Gene Ontology annotation, molecular function: phosphatidylinositol bisphosphate binding. Gene Ontology annotation, cellular component: membrane. Lineage: Eukaryota; Metazoa; Arthropoda; Insecta; Hymenoptera; Athaliidae.
AUCGCUCCCCCUGCCCGAAGGUAGGAAGAAAGAAAGGUGGCGGGUCGCGUAAAUUAUAAAAGGAGUCCGGCGUGCCCGCGAAAGAAACAGUCGCUUCCUACUCGCUACGACGAGCUUCCAAAGUCAAAGUGCGUGUGGCCAAGCGUCGUUUGUUAGCCAAGGCUUCAUCUGGGUCCGGAGAGAUUCCGACGAACGAAGAAAAAACAAAAAAACAAGCAAAAAACAAAAUGGUCGCCGUCGAGUGGGUUACCCCUGAAGAUGAGUACGUCUGCACUCUGUCGGAGGAGACGCAGGAGGUUGCUAAGCAAGAGUUGAGGGAGGACAAGAAUUCCAGAGAACAGGCUCUGAAGCAGAUCAGGGAUUGGAUAAAACUGAAUCCUAGGAUCGAAAACUGUCGGAUGGAUUCUCAAUUUUUACUCAAGUUCUUACGAUGCAAGAAGUACAGCGUCCCCAUGGCUCAGGAAGCUAUCGAGCGGUACCUGCUUCUCAGACAAGUUUAUCACCCAGCUUUCAACAACCUGGACAUCUUGGAUUCUACUCUGGAGGAGCUGAUAUCGCUGGGGUACCUCUUCGCAGUUCCUGGACGUGACAGAAAGGGACGUCGGGUGAUCGUCGCCAGGCCAGGUGUUUUCGAUCCUUACAAGUACAACAACGCUGACAUGUGCCGAAUUCACGCUAUCACUUACGAGGCUCUUAUGGAAGACGAGGAGAGUCAAGUCCGGGGAUUCGUCCAUUUCGCUGACGGUGCCGGGGUCAGUUUCCCCCAUUUGACACUUUUCACGCCCAAGGAGGCCGUCCGCAUCGUGAAGAACGGCGAGCGCACGAUCCCGAUGCGUCACAAAGAGAUAAACGCAAUCAACGCGCAUCCGUCGGUCAAAUUUGCCCUCGACUUUGGCAUGUCCUUGAUAACGGAGAAAAUAAGGAAGCGAACCAACAUCUACACCAGCAUAGAAGACGCCCUCAAUAAAAAGAUGGACGCCACGAUGCUUCCGAAAGAAUAUGGCGGCACCAUGCCGAUGAAGGAGAUGAUCGAUCUUUGGCGUAAGGAGCUGAUCGCGUUGCGACCGAUUCUUCUGAGUCACGACAAGAUGAGGGUGCGUUUGGAAAUGUUCUCCGAAAAAGCGAGGGAGGGUGCUGUUUCCGCUCUGAAGCAGGGCUUCGGUUGUUCGGCCGUGGGGGCGACCGAUUCGAUACAGGGAAUAACCGGGUCAUUCCGUAAACUCGAAGUAGAUUAGAUGAUAUGUAGAGUUCAAAUUACGUAGUUUUUACACCUCACUCAGAUUACCCAUUUAUACAUACUUAUACAUACAUAUAUUCAUAUUACAUUUAAAACUUAUAGUUUUUUCGUUUCUUUCUCUCUUAGUUGUUUUUUUUUCUUUUUUUCUUUUUAUUCUUCCUUCUCUAUUCAUAAGUCAUAAAAAUUUAUCAUGUCGAUAGUACGUACCUUAUUUUAGCUCUUAAAAUCGAAACGAAUUGCCUUGCUUCGCCAGAACUUAUAUGAACUUACCCCACGCAAAAGUCUUUUUUUCUUCGUAAACGCACAUUACACACACACGCAUACCUCUGCACUUACAAAGGUAACCGGAUAUGAAUAUUAUUUAGACACAGAUUACAAAAAUGAACGGAUAAACCGUGACAGGGGGUACAUGGAUUGAAAAAAACAUUGAAAAAAAAAAAAUAAUACGAAAAAAAGACAAUAAUUAAAGUUACCUGUUGAUGAUUUACAUAACUAUAGGUGUUGAAUAUAAAUAUACUUGAAAGAAUUAUUAUUAUUAAAAGAUGUUGUAUUUUUUUUUCUUCUUUUUCUAGGAUUAAUUGUCGCGGUAUCAGACGUGAGAAAAAACUAGAAUCAAAAUUGGUACAAAUUGUUUAACGAGAAAAAAAUGAAAGAAAAGACGAUGAUCGGAAGGAUCAUCGUAGAGUUUGGAAAUUAGUAUCUUUAUAAGUACAUAGGUAUAUAGCGAGAAUAUAUGUAUAGAUAUCGUUGGCGUGAUACAUAGCAGUAGAUGUAGAUAGAAUAUCGAUGUACGAUCGAUGUAAAUUUGUUUGUCGAAAAACUUUUUUUUUUUUUCCCACGCACCGGUGAGUUAUUAGGAAUUUUUCUAAUCAAGCGAAUCGACUGUUAAUUACGUAUAUGUAUAUGAUACAUUUAUAGCGGACAAUCUGCGAUAAUUAGAAUCGCAGCGUUGCACCGCGAUAAAUGUUUCAGUUUUUCUUCAUCAAUUUUUUCUCCGUUUGAAAUUUAUCAUACACCGCUAACACAAGACUUUUGUACGAGUAUACAAAAUAUAUAUAUAUAUAAUGCUCUU